AUGAAUGAGGAUUCUUGCAACAGCCGCCCACCUGUGCCACCGGAGAUUGUCGACUGGCUCUCCCAUGUGCUCUCGUCUGUUGACAAUAUACGCUAUGCUCCGUCAAUGAGGCAUCAGGCACCCCCAAUUGUCACUCUGGAUGAGAUCCGAAACGCAAAAGACCUAUGUCCUCGCAGCAUGGGCGGCUGCAAAAUCCUACUAAUCAACGCCUCAACUAUAUUGAAGGUCGGACCUAUGGUUCGGAUGGGAGAAGCUGAAGCUCUCUGCCUCGUCAGGAGAAGGACGUCAGUACCUGUUCCUAUAGUACUCAACGCCUAUGCUAUCGAUGAGGUUGGGUUUCUUGUGAUGGAAAGAAUUCCAGGUAUUCCGCUUGUACGAUGCUGGAAGGGCUUAACAGGAGAUGCGAAAAGAUCGAUUGUCCGACAGCUUCAAGGGUUCAUACAGGAGUGGCGCCAGAUUGACGGUCCACUGUUCGGAUCUGUUGAUGGUGGUCCAUGCGAAGAUGUCUUCUUUAAGCAUUCGUGGGAUGCAAAGUUUCGUCAAUAUGGGCCAUUUUCGACAAGAAAGGAAUUCAACCAAGGGGUAGUAGAGGCACUUUGCAACGCCAGACCGUACGGAAAGCUCACCAGGAGGGACGAGCCUCUGGCAGCGAGAAUUCUUGCAUCUGAUAGCCAGGAUGAGAGGAAGGUGCUCACACAUGGUGAUUUGCACCAAAGUAAUAUUAUGAUAAAGGAUAAUGUCAUCACCGGGGUCAUUGACUGGGGUGCAGCCGGCUAUAGUAUAUCAGCAAGAGAAUACUUUGGCUUGCGAUGGCAAGCAUUGGAUUUGGAUUGGAGAGAUCUUAUAUCUACUAUACUCGAUGUCGACGAGUAUGAUUUUUGGGCUGAGGUGAAUCAAUCCAUGGUGGAUUAUACUGGAAUUUAA
Aspergillus viridinutans is the source of this 924-nucleotide messenger RNA. RefSeq names its product phosphotransferase family protein. The record is from RefSeq and is a predicted model, not a curated record. Bases 1 to 924 code for a protein of 307 amino acids. The transcript is spliced from 2 exons. NCBI's taxonomy places the organism in Eukaryota, Fungi, Ascomycota, Eurotiomycetes, Eurotiales, Aspergillaceae.